AUGGAUAAAUAUAUUAAAGUGCAAAAGAUUGGAGAAGGAUCUUUUGGGAAAGCAAUUCUUGUCAAAGCUAAAGAAAAUGGCCAACAGUAUGUUAUUAAAGAAAUAAACAUAUCUAAGAUGUCAAAUAAAGAGAGAGAAGAAGCAAGGAGAGAAGUUGCUGUAUUGGCUAACAUGAAACAUCCAAAUAUUGUCCUGUACAGGGAGUCAUUUGAGGAAAAUGGCUUUCUCUACAUAGUGAUGGAUUACUGCGAAGGAGGAGACCUAUUUAAAAAAAUAAAUGCCCAGAAAGGAAACUUAUUCUCUGAAGAUCAGAUUCUGGAUUGGUUUGUACAAAUCUGUUUAGCACUAAAACACAUACAUGAUAGAAAGAUCUUGCAUCGGGACAUAAAGUCACAGAAUAUAUUUUUAACAAAAGAUGGAACAAUACAGCUGGGAGAUUUUGGGAUCGCCAGAGUUCUUAACAGUACUGCUGAGUUGGCUCGCACUUGCAUUGGAACACCAUACUAUUUGUCGCCUGAAAUAUGUCAGAACAAACCUUACAACAAUAAAAGUGAUAUCUGGGCCCUUGGUUGUGUUCUCUAUGAAAUGUGCACACUUAGACAUGCGUUUGAAGCUGGUAACAUGAAGAACCUGGUACUGAAGAUAAUCUCUGGACGUUUUCCUCCUGUUUCUAUGCAUUACUCCUAUGACCUACGUAAUCUGCUGUCACAGUUAUUUAAAAAGAAUCCUAGGAAUAGACCGUCUGUAAACUCCAUAUUGGAGAAAAACUUUAUAGCCAAACGGGUUGAAAAAUUUCUCACACCACAGCUUAUUGCAGAAGAAUUCAAUCACAAAAUCUUCCAGAAGUUUGGACUGCAUGCUGCACCAGCUAGAAGACCAGCUCAAGAGCAAAUGCUGACUUCAGUUGCACCCGCUCAGAAAAUUACCAAACCUGCUGCAAAAUAUGGAGUGCCUUUAGUAAUCAGGAAGUCUUGUGAUGCACCUAAAAAGCCUAAUGAGAAGAAACCAUUGGCUAAAUUUAGGCAGGCCUUUCCAACUCCAAUUAAGAAAAUGAAUCCAGGAGAAGAAAGGAGGAAAAUGUUUGAGGAACCUUCAAAAAAGAAAAGGUUAGAAUUACUUGAAAAAGAAAAACGCCAGAGAGAUCAGAUCAGUUUGCUGAAGGCAGAUGAAAUGAGAAGAUUGGAAAAAGAAAGGAUGGAACGAAUAAACAGAGCCAGGGAACAAGGAUGGAGGAAUGUGCUUGGUUCAGGUGGAAGUUGUGAUGUUAAGGCACCAUAUUAUGGCGGUGGAGGUGGUGUUGGUCCUUUUCCUGUGUCUUCCAGAGGACAAUAUGAACACUAUCAUGCUAUUUUUGACCAGAUGCAACAGCAAAAGGAAAAUAUUAGAGUAGCUGAAGAAAGGGAAGCCAAAUUGAGGGUGAAAGAACAAGGCCGAGAAGUUGUUGAAAGAGGAAUUCCACCUGGAAUACGUCCAGGAGCUCCUAAGGGCCCUGCAGGUCAUCACCAUUUACCUGAUGCUGAUGCAGUUAGGAAAAAAAUGAAAAGAUUGAAGGAGGUGUCUAAACAAGCCAAUGCAAACAG
This is a messenger RNA of Mesitornis unicolor (brown roatelo), 1580 nucleotides long. Its product is annotated as serine/threonine-protein kinase Nek1-like. NCBI's taxonomy places the organism in Eukaryota, Metazoa, Chordata, Aves, Mesitornithiformes, Mesitornithidae. Gene Ontology annotation, biological process: protein phosphorylation. Gene Ontology annotation, molecular function: ATP binding; protein kinase activity. The annotation marks the transcript as partial. The record is from RefSeq and is a predicted model, not a curated record. The transcript is spliced from 16 exons.